Molecule: messenger RNA, 993 nt
Organism: Saccostrea cuccullata (small rock oyster)
Lineage: Eukaryota; Metazoa; Mollusca; Bivalvia; Ostreida; Ostreidae
Product: scavenger receptor class F member 2-like
Exons: 4
Coding region: 1-993 (330 amino acids)
Molecular function (GO): scavenger receptor activity
Source: RefSeq, a predicted model, not a curated record
AUGCAUACGUUGUUAGUAAUUGUAAUAUUGACCUUGGUUGACGAAGGGUAUCUACAAAAAUCAUGCCCUGAUUGUCUAUUUGAAAUAUGUGAUACUAAUUAUGGAAUAUGUCUAGCUGGGUGCAAAGAACCGAAAUGGGGAAAAUACUGUCAUAUAGACUGUCCAGAGUAUUGUGCAGAUUGCUAUCAAAAUUCUGGUGAAUGUAGUAAAUGUCAUCAAGGAAAAUGGGGAAAGAACUGUGAGAGACUUUGUCCAGAACUUUGCUUAAAUCAAGAAUGUUACCAGACAAAUGGAUCCUGUGUCCGCUGCCAGAGCGGAAGUUGGGGACAGAGAUGUGAAAAUCUAUGUUCAGAUUUCUGUCUCAAUUCAACUUGUGAUAUUAAUUCCAGCAAGUGUCUGAACGGUUGUGAAAAGGGUCGAUAUGGAGAUAACUGUAAUCUUUGGUGUAGUCCUGGCUGCUUUGAUGACAUUUGCCUCCAAACUGGAACGUGUAUCAGCGGAUGCAAGGAACUCUUUUACGGCAACCAGUGUGACAAAAGAUGCAGUUCAAAUUGUCAACCCUCCGAUUGUCAUAAACAAACUGGUAUGUGUGUGUCCUGCCAGAUUGGAUUUUAUGGAAAUUUUUGCACUAGUAUCUGUCCAAAUUGUAUCAACAGUACUUGUGAUAAAAGAGAUGGCUAUUGUAUACAUGGCUGUGAAUCUGAAUGGAGUGGAUAUAAGUGUGACGUGAGGAAGAUAAGCUCAAUAUCAAAAACCAACGUUGCACUUGUUAUAAGCAUCUGUUCUGGAGUAGUGGUGGCGGUAUUCAUCUUGAUAUUCAUUUUAAGAAAAGGAGGAAGAAUAUGGUGGCCUAGAUCCAAUCGUUUAAAAUUUACAUCGAGUCAAGAAUCUGAUGGUUCAACACUAGAAAGAACCCCAGAGAUAUCGGGACAUUAUGAGGCUCCUAGUGAUGUAACCAGUCAAAUUGACCAUGGCUAUACUUCCAUUAUAUGA